Molecule: messenger RNA, 1872 nt
Organism: Trichophyton rubrum CBS 118892
Lineage: Eukaryota; Fungi; Ascomycota; Eurotiomycetes; Onygenales; Arthrodermataceae
Exons: 2
Coding region: 1-1872 (623 amino acids)
Biological process (GO): negative regulation of gluconeogenesis; protein catabolic process in the vacuole; protein targeting to vacuole
Cellular component (GO): extrinsic component of membrane; GID complex
Source: RefSeq, a predicted model, not a curated record
AUGAGCAACCCAGAUGAUGAGAUACACAGCGAGAACGUCCAUUUUCUUCGAAGCAGAAGACGGUCGUCGACGGAGCUCUCGCCCUCGCGUGCCCGUACCCGCAGACGCCAGCUCGGUGGAGGCGGCGGCGGCGGAGGAGGAGGAGGAGGAGGCGUAGGAGUGGGUGCUGGUGCAGGAAUGGCCGAUUCGCCUCACGAUUCCGUCGACCUCGGCGGUGACCAGUACAUGCCUAGAUCGCAUCAACAGUAUACCUCCGGCCAUGGACAGAGGAUACCAAUCAUUCGCCGACGGGGAGCCAUGAACAUCAGCCACGGCCCAGCCUACGAGGGUCCUCCCCAGCAGUCGAACAGGAUAUACAGCUGGGCCCCGACGCAGGACGAAGAAGGCGGUCUCUACCUCCGCACCGACCCAUUGCAUCCUCGAGACGAGAUAUGGUUCGACCGGUCAGCGUCUUCUUCUUCCAGAGACGAUGACGGCUCGCUUUGGAGCCAUCUGCCUAGGGAGCUCAGAGGGACGUCCCAGUGGGCGUCGGAGUCAUCGCCCGAAGAGCAGGAAGGCGGACGUGCUGUGGGAGCGCCAAACAUACCCCUGGCACGAGACAACCCGGCCUUGGUCACCGCAGCCAUCUUACACUCUGUCAGAAGAAACCACAGAUACUCGCCGAGAGUGCGAACGCCGCAGAACCAGAUGCAGGACGGUGAGAGAGCCAGCCGACCAGACGACGGCCGAGACAGGACCAUUAACGCAAGUACAAACGGCUACAACAGCUACAAUAACACCAACAACAACGACUUUGCCACCCCUUUCUCCUUUUCACCCCAAGCGAGACGCUCGAGUCCUCGCUUACCACCACCUGCUCGCAUCGAUACGUCGAGAAAUUCUGAUAUUCGCCGCAUGUACCUCAAAGACCCCUCUAUUGACCGCCUCAGGGAGGCCAUCCAGUACCUGGACCGAGUCCGUUUCUCAAACUCUUACGAAGAAAGCCUUUCCACUGCCGCAGCUGGAGGCUUUGUUCAGUUUGAGUAUUUCCUUCGCAACGAAGAUGAUUUCAUCCUUGACACUGGUUCAAUUGCAGGUCCAGGCUACUGCUCCUGGUUGAGCCCUGGCACUGUUUUCUCUGGCCAACAGCAAGCGACUGCAUCGACUGCAAUGCUGCCACACAGACUCCUGGGAACCACUCGCCCCUCGACAGAGUCUAACGCAGCCUCAAGUGUUGAAAACCGGAUAAGCGUCUACACCAGCAGUGGCCGAAGUUAUUGGGCAAGCAAUAAUAUGGGCAACAACAACAACAACAGUGGCAGCAAUAACAGCAGCAGUAGCAGUCAAGAUCCAGAGCCUGCAAAAACAGAAAGCUGGCCUGUUAAAGUGACCAUACAUAACGUUGACUAUCAGACCAUGACCUUGUCUGGUACCAUGGAAGCAUACAACAUCCCCGACAAGUCGGCCAACAAUCAAGGAGCACACAUAAUCACCUACCUGGAAGGCGAAAUUAUCGAUUUCAAUACUCAUACCCUGGAAACUAAAAAUUUCAACGCCGGCCCAGAAGUUGAUAGUUGCUACUGGAGGGAGUUGGAACCAUUCAAAAACCUGACGUAUGACGAGAUUGUCAAGAAUCUCGUCAGCAAGAAAUGGGUCUCAGAGAAGUUAUCCAAAGGAUGGAUACUGAUGAGAUGGAAAGAACGAUGCUUUGUUUCUCCAUCUCAUUCUCGCCAGGGGCUGACUAUAUCUGGAUUCUAUUACAUCUCCGUUCAUCGUGAAACUGGCCGCAUCGAAGGGAUGUAUUAUGAUCCUGGAAGCUCUCCCUACCAACAACUUUCUCUUGACCCGAUCUUGAAAGACAAGAUGGUUUUCCCUGCCUAUAAAUUUAGAUAA